Molecule: messenger RNA, 4980 nt
Organism: Hansenula anomala
Lineage: Eukaryota; Fungi; Ascomycota; Saccharomycetes; Phaffomycetales; Wickerhamomycetaceae
Gene: HIR3
Product: Hir3p
Exons: 2
Coding region: 1-4980 (1659 amino acids)
Biological process (GO): chromatin organization
Cellular component (GO): HIR complex; nucleus
Molecular function (GO): nucleosome binding
Source: RefSeq, a predicted model, not a curated record
AUGUCAUCGUUCACAGCUUUAAACCUGAGCGCAGAGGAUAUCGCGUUUGAUGCAGAAGAACACACUAGGGAACUUCAGAUCGAAGAAGCAUUUAAAGUUUUCCAAAGAGCUCUGAAGCUACAAAAAGCUAAAGAAUAUGAAGCCUCAAACUUACUUUAUGAAGAACUUUUUGAGAUUGAUGUUAUUACAAAUGAUUCACACUCGGCCUCCCCAACCGUAAAAACACUUAGAUAUUUGGCCCAUAGAAAUCGUGGUUUAUUACGUUUUGAUGAGCUCAGGUCUAGAAUAUCAGAGCUGACUCACAAUGAAGCCCUUGAACAGCUUCUAGAAUCAUUAGAUGAGUUGAUUGAGGCCUUGCAACAUUCGGAAGGAGAUAUCAUAGUCAUAAAUUUGUUGCUAGAUGUUUUCAAGCUUUUUGAUAAUGACCGCCUGUCUAGAUUCUUGAUAGAGUAUGAGCUAACAAAAGAUGAGAAUGAUGAUAUGUAUAUUCACCAGACAUCAAAAAUGCUAUCUCCAAACUUUCUUGCUUACCUCAACGAGGAGAAAAAACUUUUGGACAAAAUAAGCUGUCAAUCUGAUUCGUCUCAUGAUUCAAGUCUUACGGAUCUUGAGUUUUUGAAGCCAUUAAAAUCAAUACUGGAAGCGCGGCACUUGAAGUUUCAAAAUGAAAGAAAGAAAAAUAUCAUCUUGGAUCAAGUGAGUUGGAAAUCAGUCGCUGAAAAACUGCAUCAAGUUAUAUAUCGAUCUAAGCUGAAGAGUCACAAGUUUAAAGAUGGUUAUCAGUUACAAGAUUUACCUUAUUUUGUUGUUGAAUUUACACUUCCGUCGGAUUCAGACAUGAUGAUUGAUGAUGACGAAGAACCGAAAUUGGAUCAAAUUGCUGAAAAUCAUGAGGUUGUGAUAUCUGAAACCCAAGCCGACUCUACAAAGGCGAUCGAAACCAAUGAUGUACCAAUUCCUGAUGUAGAAAAGGACGCUGACAAUAUAUCGUUGAAAAGAACCGCUUCUGAUGGCCACCAAGCACAAAGGGCUAGCAAAAGGUUCCGUCAACAAACUGAUAUUGAACCAGAUGCAAAUCGCACAGAUGAGUUUGAAUCCUUUUCUGAAAAAUUUACAUCCUACAUGAGAAACAUUGGUUUGAAUUUUGAGGAAAUAACCAGUUUUGUUAAUGAUGAAAAUGAAUCAUAUCUAAAGGAUUUCUAUAAUUGCCUUAAUAAUUGGACAUCCAGACACUCAGAAUUCCUAUCAUUCAAUUCUUCAAAGGGCCAGACUGGAUUAGCUUUGAAUGAGCUUAUCAAUGCAAAUGUUAACAGCUCAUUGAUCAGUACAGAGUUGUCUGAAACUGAGUUUAGUGAUGAAAUGGUUGUGGAGUAUUUGAAAAAAGUCAACUCUGGAAAUUACCAUUUCUGUGAAGUAAGGUCAUUAUUUUUAACUACAUUAAUGGUUCCAGCUCAAUCAAAAUACCCACUUAUCGAUUGCUAUUUGGGAAGAGAUUUUUACAACAAGAUUGAAGAUUUAGUGAUUGCGUCAGAAAAUGACCUUUUCAAUGUUUACCACGAAACUAAUGGCUGGCAAAGUAUGGCUGUUAGUGUGUCUGUUCUAGAAAUAUUAAUCAACUAUUGGAUAAACCUCAAACAAAAAGCAAAAGUCAAAGGCCUAAGUACAAAAGCACUUAAUGAGUUACACAAUAAGAGUGAUCAUAUCCAUAAACUAAUUCUUAGAUGGAGGAAACUUGCAAGCACAAUGAUAUCAACAUGCCAGGAUGAGCUAUUAUCAGUGAGACUAAGAUGGUGUACUAUACUUUUCCUACAGCAUGAACAAAAAAUUCCCGUCAAUCAUUUGAAGAAAUUACUGCAUGAACUUUUAGAUGAAUUUGGUUCGAGAUACAAAGAUUUAACAAUUGAAUUUCCAAAUUAUGAGUCUUUACCAUCCCUGAGUAUCAAAAUGAUUAAAAACCAAAGUGAUAAAUUGAACGUCUUGACAACGUUUGAAAAAACAUUGAGUGAAGGAAUAACAAAUACUUCAAAAGUCAACAUUUUGCUUGAGACUGUACUUUUUGCUGAAGACACAAAACAAUUUAGUGAUGAGGAACGUUCAAUGGAAGAAUUUUUGAGUGGUAGCUCUAUCAGCUUGAAACUCAAACUCUGGAAACUACUUUUAGAUGCUUAUAUCGCUAAUUCAGAUAUUGAAAAGUACCAGAAAGCAUUGACAAUGGUGCUUUCUUUGCUUCUCGAUCAAAUCAGGUCAGACGCUUACAAUUGCCAACCUGAAUUACAGCGUUACCAAAUACUUCUGAAUACUAUUGGAUUUUACGGUGAUUAUAUUAAUGGGUUCGCGCAGAUUAUAGAACAAAACAAUUGGGUUGCUAAUAGUGAUGGAUUCACAGCUCUUUUCCAAAAUGUGGUUGAAUUUUUGAGAGUAUUGUUUUGUUUCAAUCUUCAUAAUUAUCAUUCAACCAACAAGCCGUUCCAUGAACUUGCCCUUAAGUCAGCAACUAAAAUACGUGACAUAAUUGCUAAUAGUCUAGUUGUUUUACUUUGCUUUUAUAGUGCAAUUGUUGAAAAUGAUGAGCUGAGCAGUACUAGGUAUGAUUUUUUCAGUUUGAUUCAUGAAGAAAUUGGGAGACAUGGGGUGUGUGACUCAGCAUCAGGUAGAUUUUUAAGGUUAGCUCAAUUUUUAUUAGAAAAUGCUGAUCCAGAAGCUUAUGAAUGUGAUAUUUUACAGCAUCUGAACUGUCGCUUCCAUGUUUUCAUCAGCAAUGAAAGAUUUAGUCCAUUUGAUCACCAUACUCUAGAAAGACCACUUGACAAAGACUCAGCUGUCACUUUUGCUCCCUCCUUGUUGAACUUGAUUACCAGAAAAAGGGACCCUUUAUUCAACAUAUUGAAGCCAGAUUUGAAGUCGGCAUUGGAUGUUUUUUUCAAAGCUGUUGGAGAUCCAACUUUCACCUCUACAGUUGUUCAAAAGAAUGAUGCAAAUAUAAAGCAAUACCUUGAUUCAGAGCUUGAACCUCGACUUUUUAAGCAUGCACUUCUGGGAUCACUGGAUAUUGGAUUGAGGAAGACCGCAUUACAAGAACAAGCUGUUGCAGAUAAAGGGUUGUUUUAUACAGAGGCUGCCACCAAUUUGAACGUUUACAAAGCACGCAAGAAGGCAAUGCAAGCAAAGGUAACUGAUCUUGAAGAUAUACUAAAAAUGAUAAAGUCAGACUUGCUUUAUGGAGCCAACAAAGCUGAGUCAUGGCUGUUGUUGGGCCAAACUUACUCUUUUCAAGUUGAAGAUGAUUUGAUAUGGACAUCCGAUAAGUUAAAUGUGAUGGAAAAGAAAACAACCACUGCUUUAACUCAACGAAAAGCUAUAUUAUCUCUUUUGAUGUCAUUGAGUAUCAUGAUCAACAAAGAGAUCAACGGGAUACAAAACAAUCCUUCGGUGUUUUUACUAUGCCUUUCAUCGCUUUAUAAAGAGCUCUAUCAUGGAUUGUCAAAACCAAUGGAAGGGCUGUGUUUUCAAAAUCAAUUAAAGAAAAAGGUUCUUACUACCGAUGGUGUAUCAGUUCUAUCAUCAAUGUUGUCAAAGCCGUACAUAAGGCAGAUGCUGCUAAUCACAAAACACCUUUUGAAUAUGAGCAUCAGUGUGGACGGAAAUGACUGGUUGAACUUCUUCUAUUUGGCACAAGUUUCCCAUAAAAUUGGAAGUGAUGUAAGAAUAGUUCUUGAAUCCUCAUUACAGGCUUGUCAAUUAAGCCCUUCGAGUAUAGAACCUCAUUAUCAGCUGUGCUCCUUUUUAUACAAAUACGUCAAGCUUGGUCAUUUGUCAGAAAAUGAAACUAUUGAGUACCUCCAUAAGACAGAAUCGUUUUUUGGUGAGUUAUCCACACAAUUAGAUUCAUCGGCGUUAACUCACAGCAAGUUUCAGUACAUCAUCAUACAAGCUUUGAAAAAAAUAAAUCAUGUUGAUAAAAAAAAGUGGCAUCAUAAACAUCGUUUUAGGUUAUCUACCAUAUAUUAUGAUUUGCAAGAUUUUGAGAAGGCCUAUGAAGAAAUUGAACCACUAAUCAUUCUCAAAUCUACAAACAAAAAUUUGGUCAACAUCUGGAAGCCAGAUUUGGAACCACCGGGAAAGCAUUUUGUCUACACCUAUAAUUACAUCCUUUACUAUGUGAAGCUUGUUAAUUCCUUAGCUGAUUUUCAUAAGCUUUUGCUUUUCACCAAGAAGUUACGUCGUUACGGGUCUGGAAUGGUGAAUCUGAAUGAGGCCUGGGAUUUCGCUUGCUCAACAUUAUGUUAUCUAACGAAAGAAAUAGUGCGUGCAGAACCAGGGUUCACUGACAUUGAAGUUCCAAAGCUGAUUUAUUCAGAGUUUAUUCAGGCUUCCCAAUCAUUGACAGCAAAGUAUAAAUCUGAGAGCCUUAAAGAAGAAGAAGUUCAAGUAAUGAUUUUACUUUAUGAAAUUUCAGAAAUUAGAAGAAUGAAUAACGGAUUUGGCUCUACUUCACAACUCGAUGAUACUUUUAACACAUUGUAUCUAAAAAUUUAUUUGAAAAAUGUCACAGAGGAAUCUAAAAAAACAUUUGUCAACCAACAAACAAUGUCCCUGGUUAAACCGAAUGGUGCUAACAUUAAAACAAAAGUUGCAAGACGUGAUAUUUUAGCUUGUGCAACUGCUCUUGUGAAAGUUAUUGAACCAAAAAUUAAAGAUUUCAAAGUCACAGAUGAAAUUGGAAUUGAUGUUCCUGAAGAUAUCAAAAUGACCCAUUUAAGUGAGGCAAAAAAUAACAUAGACAAAGAGCAUCGAUCACUAGAUAAUAAGAAUCAUUUACAUGAUUUCAAUCUGUCAACACCAAGUUCAAAGAAUCAACAGAGCUCAUUAAAAACACCAGAAAAAGAUGAUGAAGUAUUAUCUAUCAAGAGUAAUCCAGAAAGUGAGGAUGAGUUCCACACACCAACAAGCACAGCGGUAUUCGAAAUAAUUGAUGAUUAA